GCGGGGUCCGCUGGGCCGGGGGCGGGCACGCGCGGCGGGGGCUGACCCGCCCCCCCUUGCAAGCGGUCCCCUCCCACGCGGCCAUGGACUCGCCCCGCGCGCGCUACCUCGUGUUCUUCCAAUACGUGGGGACCGCCUUUAGUGGGGUCAUGGCUAUCAAACAGCCCAAACAGAGGGUCGGAGUCCAGAAUCUUCUGGAGAAAGCUGCCGAGCGGCUGAGGUCCAUCACACCAGUCAAGUUUAACAUCUCCAGCCGAACAGACGCUGGCGUCCAUGCCCUUGGCAACUCUGCCCAUCUAGAUGUUCAGCGGCUGACUGGACGACCCCCUUUCUCACCUGAUAUCCUCACUUUGGCCCUCAAUAAGCACCUCAAGCACCCUGACAUCAGGGUGAUCCGAGCUUUUCGGGCCCCCAACGACUUCCAUGCUCGAUUUGAAGCCACAUCAAGGACCUACUUAUACCGGGUGGCAACCGGCUGCUCCCUGGACACACUCUCUGUGUUUGAACGGAACCUGUGCUGGGCACUCGGGGCUGAUCACCUGGAUGUGGCAGCCAUGCAGGAAGCCGCCCAACAUCUCCAGGGCACCCACAACUUCCAGGCCUUUAGGUCAGUAAGUGAGAAUAAUUGGCAAAACCCCGUCAAGACACUGCUCCGGGCCUCUGUGGUCCCUGCAUCAGCCAGCCCCUUCACUCAUCCCCAGGAGAAGAGGAAGGUGCAGUUUUGGGACAUAGAGUUUGAGAGCAAAUCCUUUCUGUACAAACAGGUGCGGAGGAUGACCGCAUGCCUGGUGGCCGUGGGGUUGGGGACCUUGACACCCUCCCAGGUGAAGGAAAAGCUGGAGAGUCAGGACCCCCGGAGUGGACCUGGAUUACUGGUGGCCCCUGCCCAGGGCCUCUUCCUAAAAUCUGUGCACUAUGAUGGCCUUGACUGGGGCCCUGGCAAGGACUGGUACAAUCGCCCAUCUGUCUCAAGAGGCCACAGCCCAGGAGAUGUGCCAGAGGGGCCUGGGCUCUGAUGGGACCAGGGAUGCUCCAGAAUUUGGUUUGGUCAAAUAAAGGGGAGACAUUUGGACUGUUCCUGGGUGUGUCCCUGUGAACCCUGCUCCCCACAUUUGCCCUUAGCACCCCACACUGAUGGUAGGCUUCCCACCCACCCAGAACUGAACUGUUCUGGUCUCUGGGCCUGUGGGGAGCCUCAUUUCCAGGCAGCCCCAGCCUGUUCCGAUCAUUUCCUGUGGGUUUGGGGCUGAAAGCCGCCUAGGGCCCUGGGGUGGGGAGGGGGAGGUGUCACACGUCACUUUUCAGAGGUUGAAAUUUCCUGUGGCUCAGAAUUCAGCAGAGCCCAGCAGUGGAUGCUCAGCCUACCUCCUGUGAGUAAACCUCGGGAGAGAGGGGAGUCUAUGGGGCUGGGCUGGGGGACACAGGCUCUAGAACCAGGUCUCCCCUUGUAGAAGCUGGCAGAGACCCAUUCCUCCUGGGCUUCAUCCUCCCCAAGGUCAGGGGGCCUCAGGCCCAGCUCAGAACCCAGGAAACGAGGCUUCCCCUGGGAGGAGGGACAGAUGAGGGGCCCCCCGUCACUCUCCCAGCUUUCCUAUGGGGAGGAGUUGACAUGAGGAAUAGAGGUGUGUUGGGAGGGAGAGGUGUAAGGGAGGAGGGGAUCAGCCCUUCCAGCCUGGCCCAGAGUGAGUAUUCAUGACUACUUCCUUCUCUCACAAGUGACUGGCAAGGAGCCUCAACUGGUCCUUCACCUGCCCUCAAACUGGGCUGACCCCACCCUGACCAAGAGGUGGAGAAAUCCUGGUCAUUUUCAGCAGGUUCUUGGAGCUGUGGUGUGGGGUCCUGCCUGGCCAUGUUCAGCCCUGCCUGGCCAUGAUGCCAACGACUGGGAACGACACAGGAAGUCCCUUGAUCACCCAGUUCUGGAGCCAUCACCGGCCGCUGGCCGUGGCUUAUGGCGUGGUCUUUGCUGUGGGCCUGGCUGAGAACGUGGUGGCCGGCAGCUUCCUCCUCUUGCGGCUGAAGCGCUCUGGCCCCACGUCGGUGCUCCUGCUGAGUAUGACAACAGCUACCACGGCCUUCACGUGUGCCUUGCCCCUGCAGAUCCACUACCACCUGCAUGGGGGUGACUGGCACUUUGGGGAGUUGGCCUGCCGGUUGAGUGCCACCCUUCACUGGGCCUUCAUGUUCCUGAGCACCACUUCUUUCUUCUGCCUCUGCCUAGACAGCUACAUGGCGCUGACCCACCCCUUCACACGCCUCCAGCUCGGCAAGGUCCAUUGGGCUGUGGGGAGUGCACUACUCUGGGUGCUCGCUGGGGGUGUGGCCAGCCCCCUGGCCCUGGGUAGCCCCCUAAGCUGGACCGGCCCUGACAAUCGCACCUCCUGCUUUGAGGAUUUUGUGGGAGGUGCGGGGCCUCGGUCCUACAGUGCCUACGCUCUGGUGGUGGGAUUCCUGGUGCCCUGCACCAUCAUCCUGGGUGGCUAUCCCCUGCUGGCAUGGCGUGUGGCCUCUGGCCGCAGGAGCUGGCGCUGCCGCAGGACCCUCAGGACCCUCAGCUUCAGCAUGUUUGUAUGUGCCAUCUGCUUCCUGCCCUACUCCCUUACCCAUCUGCUGCAACAACUCACCGGCCCCAGCCCCUUCCUCAGCUACCUGCGUCGGGUGACACUGAUGCUGGUCAGCCUGAGUUCCUGCCUCAGCCCUGUCAUCUGCCUGCCGUGGGCAUCCCGGGCUAGCUGCCAGUGCUGGGCUCGCCUCUGCUCCCGCAGACCCAAGAAGAUCUUUACCAUCUAUGAUGGCAACCUGGUGGAAUCCACCUCCUGCCCCCCGACGGGAUACAGCCAGGGACUGGGGUGUGGUGGCCAGUUUGGAAGUUACGGAGAGACCCAGGCUGGAGAAGCAGGCCUUGAGGCAAGCAAUGACAAGUGUCCCAGAGAGGCCACCCUGGCUCCUGGCCCCAUACACUGAGCCAAGCACAGGGACACAGUACAAAGAAUGAAACCAUUCCUCUUCACGAGGAGCUGGCUGGCAGUUCUGGGAAAGCUGACCAUGGAGGGAGGGAACCUGGGCCUGCAGCCCUGCUUAGGAGCCUGGGGAUGGCAAAACCUCCUCCUGUACCUGUCCAGAGGUCAGGAGGAAAGUCCACAUUCUCCUUCCAGAUCACCCACCAGCCUCUUUUCUACCUCAUAAGCAGGGUCCUACUACCCCGAGCCAAUCAGAGGGAGGCAGAGGUGCCCAGGCCUCACCCUGGCCCAUCCACUGGUCACUGCAGGGUUGGCACAUCUACACUUGCCUCUGUGGCCCUGAGGAGCAGGUUCAUGUAGUGGGGAGAAAUAAAUGACCAUGGGACCCAAGUCCCAAGUUAAGGGGCUGUUGCUACAGAUGAAUAAAAGGUGGGGAAGAAGGGUGUCC
Molecule: messenger RNA, 3408 nt
Organism: Trichosurus vulpecula (common brushtail)
Lineage: Eukaryota; Metazoa; Chordata; Mammalia; Diprotodontia; Phalangeridae
Gene: PUSL1
Product: pseudouridine synthase like 1
Exons: 8
Coding region: 84-1016 (310 amino acids)
Biological process (GO): tRNA pseudouridine synthesis
Molecular function (GO): RNA binding; pseudouridine synthase activity
Source: RefSeq, a predicted model, not a curated record